Molecule: messenger RNA, 1173 nt
Organism: Laccaria bicolor S238N-H82
Lineage: Eukaryota; Fungi; Basidiomycota; Agaricomycetes; Agaricales; Hydnangiaceae
Exons: 3
Coding region: 1-1173 (390 amino acids)
Molecular function (GO): protein binding
Source: RefSeq, a predicted model, not a curated record
AUGCCUUCAAAGAGCACGAGGAGAUUCAUCAUCGUCGAUGACAGUACCAUUCGCGAAGCCCGGGAUCGGCAAGAGGAAACAAGGCCUCGCAAACGACAGCGGGUAGACGAAGACGAGGAAGAGGAGAGGAAGAAGGAAGAAGCUGGUUCUGCUGGAGCGAGGUUGGUGUGUGACCCAGAAUACUACAAGGAGGACGGCGACUGCGUUGUGAGGGUUGACAAUAUCCUCUUCAAGGUCCGUAAAGAACUGUUAUCAACAUCUCAUACCUUUGCCGACCUUCUGGAGGGUCGUCGGGGAGCCAUCGACGAGCACCCUCUGCAACUGCACGACAUCUCCGUUGAAGAACUCCGGGCUCUUCUUUUUGCGUUAUAUUUUCAGCCAGACGAUGGAACGCUUGUAGCGCUACCAUUAGACCACACGGGCGCAGAGUUCGUUAUACUCCUGGCUACCAUAUCCCACAAAUACGCCUUCCAGGAGAUUCACAAGUGGGCCACGGAAAUCCUCGAACACACUGCGUCGUCCAACCCCGCAUUCAUGGAAUCCUGCUCCUCCGCAACGCUGUCAUUGAUGGUGGACGUCGCUGUGCAAUGCAACAUUCUGCACCUCCUCUCCAGCGUCGUAGACAAGUGGAAUGAGCGCGUGUAUCAUAAGAGUACACCAUCCGUACCAGCAAUGCAAGCUGCUGAUAAACACGAAUUGCUCAGCCUACGCGGGGUCGCGUACUACGUACACGUUCAGGACAUGCUCGACCGCCAAACUCACACACCAGAAGGUGGCGGGACGCAGCUGCGUGUCGACCCGAAGCUGAACAACGGACAGGUUAUGCGCCUGUUAUCUGGGUAUUGCUCCCUCGUCAGUUACUGGGAGCGGCUCAGGCUGAAGCCGCUCGAAUUGCCCCAUGCGUCGGAUGCAUGCACAGUCGAUGCCCACCGCUCAUGCGUGGCGACCUGGGAGAGGCGUUGGGUAAGUGCGGUGGGUUGGAAGAGGAUAUUGGGCUACAACUCGGCUGAUAUCUUGGCGCUGUUGACGUGCUUGAGAGACCAGCUUGGUGGCGACGAGGAACUGAAGAAGGGUACUACGCCGGAGUGUAGAGCUGCAGGAUUGGAUCUACUGAAGACGCAUGCGGAGACAACACGCAAGCGUCUAUCCGACCACUUCUUUGGUUGUAUAUGA